AUGGCUGAUGUUCAUCCUGCUCAACCGGCCGACGCCCACCAUGCGCAAGCUGAGGCAACACCGCAAGACGCGGCCCAGCAGCCAGCCAAAUCGGCCACUCCUGCGGCCUCGUUUCUUGGCGACAAUCUGAUUCCCGACGCCGAGAUGGUCUACGACCAGAAGCGCACCAUCAAUGCUCCUCCUGAGGAUAUCUGGCCAUGGCUCGUCCAGUGGGGCAAGGACCGCGGCGGCUGGUACCUCCCGGCCAAGGUGGAGAAGAUCCUCCCAGAGAAGUUCCGCAGCGCGCCCACCAUCGUGCCCAAGUGGCAGACUCUCAAGGUCGGCGACACAGUGCCCGACUAUGGCUUGGGCAAGAAGGACUCGGACGGCCACAACAUCGAGGUGGCGCUGGUCGAGAGCGACCGCGCCCUCGUCUACAAGGGCGAGCGCGCCGGCGUCAACUUCACCUGGGCGCUCCUCCUCGAGACGCCGGGCGGCGCCGCGGUGGGCAGCUCUGCUGACAGCACCGCGUCCGCCACGGAGACGGUGCUGCACCUGCGCUUCCGCGGCAAGUCGAACCAGACUGGGUGGAAGGCCAAGGUCGCUGUCCAGGUCGCUAAGGUCUCCGACGCGGUGAUGGCCUCGGCCAUCUUCCCUGGCAUUGCUGAUCGCGUCGAGCCGAAGCCGGAGAAAGCAAAGAAGGUGAAGGAUGUGGCUUGA
Molecule: messenger RNA, 699 nt
Organism: Diaporthe amygdali
Lineage: Eukaryota; Fungi; Ascomycota; Sordariomycetes; Diaporthales; Diaporthaceae
Exons: 2
Coding region: 1-699 (232 amino acids)
Source: RefSeq, a predicted model, not a curated record